Messenger RNA from Sorex fumeus (smoky shrew), 2635 nucleotides. It is a transcript of the gene CA8, whose product is annotated as carbonic anhydrase 8. The transcript is spliced from 9 exons. Gene Ontology annotation, molecular function: carbonate dehydratase activity; zinc ion binding. The record is from RefSeq and is a predicted model, not a curated record. Lineage: Eukaryota; Metazoa; Chordata; Mammalia; Eulipotyphla; Soricidae. The coding region runs from base 121 to 993 and encodes 290 amino acids.
GCGGCUGUAACUGUGGCCGCUCGGCGCUCGGCGGGGACUCGGGCCGGGCCCUGCGUCCGCUCCCCGCGCAUCGCCCCGCGCUCCGCUCUGUGCCUCGGGCUCCCCGCCCCGCCGCCGCCCAUGGCUGACCUGAGCUUCAUCGAGGAUUCCGUGGCCUUCCCGGAGAAGGAGGAGGAUGAGGAGGAGGAAGAGGAGGGCGUGGAGUGGGGCUACGAGGAAGGUGUUGAGUGGGGCUUGGUGUUUCCUGAUGCUAAUGGCGAAUACCAGUCUCCCAUUAACCUAAACUCAAGAGAAGCUCGGUAUGACCCCUCACUGCUGGAUGUCCGCCUGUCACCAAACUAUGUGGUCUGCCGAGAUUGCGAAGUCACAAACGAUGGACACACCAUUCAGGUGAUCCUGAAGUCAAAAUCAGUUCUUUCAGGAGGUCCAUUCCCUCAAGGGCAUGAAUAUGAACUGUAUGAAGUUAGAUUUCACUGGGGAAGAGAAAAUCAACGUGGUUCUGAGCACACGGUUAAUUUCAAGGCAUUCCCCAUGGAGCUCCAUCUGAUACACUGGAACUCCACCUUGUUCGGCAGCAUUGAUGAGGCUGUGGGGAAGCCACAUGGAAUUGCCAUCAUCGCUUUGUUUGUCCAGAUAGGAAAGGAACAUAUAGGCCUGAAAGCUGUGACUGAAAUCCUCCAGGAUAUUCAAUAUAAGGGGAAGUCCAAGACAAUUCCCUGCUUUAACCCUAACACGUUGUUACCAGAUCCUCUGCUGCGGGACUACUGGGUCUAUGAAGGCUCUCUAACUAUUCCGCCAUGCAGUGAAGGUGUUACCUGGAUAUUAUUCCGAUACCCUUUAACCAUAUCCCAGCUACAGAUUGAAGAAUUUCGAAGACUGAGGACACAUGUUAAGGGGGCAGAACUUGUGGAAGGCUGUGAUGGGAUUUUGGGAGACAAUUUUAGACCCACUCAACCACUCAGUGACAGAGUCAUUAGAGCUGCAUUUCAGUAGCCAGACAACAGGAACAAGUUUUGUCUUCCUCUGGGAAGAAGACAAUGAUCCUACAGUGCUCUUCAGUGAGCAAUGGAAACUUUGAGUGCAACUUCAUUUUUCUCAAAGCCUGCAUUGUCAUCAUCACAUCCAGCUCUGAUGGACUUCUGUAAUAGUUGUCUGUACAUAGGCUCUAAUGAAAUAUUAGAAAUGGCUGUACAUACAGAGAAAACCCUGUACUAUAUAUCUACAUCACUACUGCUAGUAUUCGUAUUUUUGCAAUUCUGUGAUUGCUUAUGUGUAGAAGAAAUUAAACUAGUUUUCAGCAUUAUCAAUGUGAAUACAUAUAAUUUAUUGAUAUUGAGUCGGGAAAAUAUAUUACCAAUAAUAGCAGUUCUUCAUUCUUGUCUCCAGCACCAAAUUCAUUCAUUUGGAGAAUAGUUUUAUCAUUGAUGUUAAAAUUAAGAGUUUUGAUCAAUAAGAGUAUACAGCUUCAAAAUGCGAUGUGAAGAACUAGUGAAAAUCACAUUGCAUUAUUUUUGACAUUUGUAUACAAUUAAUUUCAGAAUGAUUUGCUAUUAUAGAAAAUGAUUUGGAAGUUAGUGCAUGAAAAUUAGACCUUAUACAUUAUUUUCUUAGUUAAAUAGUUUUAUCAAAUAUAUGAACCUAAUUAUUUGACAUAAUUGUGGUUCCUUGAAGGUCAAGAAUAAUAUAGGAAAUGAAAAAUAUUCUGUGGAUUCCACUGCUUGGGUAUAUUGAGACAUUUCUUUCUAAGAUGACCAGUAUCUUUAUUUAAGUUUUAUUGGCAAGUCUAAAGUUAGCGUUAGGUACAGCUCGAUGUGACUGAGUGGAAACAAUUGAAAAGUAAAGUGAUUGACACAAGACAAGCAUUUAAUAAAGACUGUUGUGGUUUUUAUUGAUUGUAAAGCAAAUGAGUUCCAAAACAGGGCUCCUAUUGUGAAGAAUUUUGUGAUGUAAAUAACCUAUUCGAAAUACAGAUAAUGCAGGUGGAAAGACUGUGUUUCCGAGAUGUGGGUUGUGUUGAGUAGGACUGAAAUAAUGAAAUAAUGCAAUAUUCCAAUCAUCCUUGCAGACAAAAGUGAAGGAGGUUCAUGAGUACUAGAAUGGGGCAAGGAGAGUAAGUACCACCCUGUUGUCUAUUAAAAAAGUGGCUUGUGCAGGCCACGAUGUGUCUAUUGACCAUACACCAUAGCAGCAGCAGGCAGUGUGCCUAGGAAGCAGAGAGACUCCCUCUUGCUAUUUUUAUAUGCACAAGUAAAGAAGUGGAAAAAUAUUGCUUUUAGAAAUGGUGACAUGUCAAUAAUUUUAUGAACUAAAACUCAUCCUUCUGUCUGCCAAAUGUUGCAAACGACAGAACUCUGAAGCCUGUCGCCAGGGAGAGGCCUGCCACACAACACUGCUGUGCUCUACUGGUGGACCCUGAGCUCAGGCCAGGGGACAGCGGCCCACAGGCACCCAGCCUCUGCUCCCUACAGGACCGUUGGGGAGUGGCCAGAGAACAUUCCAGGACUGAACUUCUGAUGCUUCUAAUAGUCUCCAAACAUCCGUGUCUGAAAAGUGAAAAGUAAACAUGAAAAAAAUGAAUUCAGAUGACUCCAGUGAAUUUAAACAAUUGAAAUAAACUCAAAUGACUGACAGACAU